Molecule: messenger RNA, 282 nt
Organism: Cynara cardunculus var. scolymus (artichoke)
Lineage: Eukaryota; Viridiplantae; Streptophyta; Magnoliopsida; Asterales; Asteraceae
Product: peamaclein-like
Exons: 3
Coding region: 1-282 (93 amino acids)
Source: RefSeq, a predicted model, not a curated record
AUGGCAAAAUUUCGGUUUAGUUUCAUCGUCUUCAUUAUUGCAUUCAUGGCAAUCGUUGAAAUCUCGAUUGCGGGGGGCGAAGGUUCUGUACCGAUUGGAGAAUGUCCAUCUGCAUGCGGAGUUCGAUGUUCUGCAACACACCAUCCUGGUGAAUGCAUGGAUGUAUGUAUCGACUGUUGCGGAAAAUGCUUAUGUGUUCCUUCCGGUACUCUUGGGAACAAAGACGAAUGUCCUUGUUACAGAGAUAUGAAGACCAAGAAAGGACUGCCCAAAUGUCCAUAA